Molecule: messenger RNA, 579 nt
Organism: Cynocephalus volans (Philippine flying lemur)
Lineage: Eukaryota; Metazoa; Chordata; Mammalia; Dermoptera; Cynocephalidae
Gene: C4H11orf91
Product: chromosome 4 C11orf91 homolog
Exons: 2
Coding region: 1-579 (192 amino acids)
Source: RefSeq, a predicted model, not a curated record
AUGCCGAAGGGGCGGCGCGGCAGCCGAAGCCCCAAGAUGAGCCAGCGGCCGGCUCCGCCCCUCUAUUUCCCUUCUCUCUACGACCGCGGCAUCUCCUCGUCCCCGCUCAGCGACUUCAACAUCUGGAAGAAGCUCUUCGUGCCUCUGAAGGCGGGCGGGGCGCCGGCGGGCGGGGCGGCGGGGGGCCGGCCCCUGCCCCAGGCGCCCCCAGCCCCGGGGCCCCCGCUGCCGCCGCCUGGCCUGGGUCCCCCCAGCGAGCGCCCUUGUCCCCCGCCUUGGCCCUCCGGUCUGGCCUCCAUCCCCUACGAGCCUUUGCGCUUCUUCUACUCGUCACCGCCCGGGCCCGAGGGGGCUGCCUCGCCCUUGGUCCCCGGCCCCACGACCCCCAAGCUCGCCUCUGCCCCCCACCCCGAGGAGUUAUGCGAGCUGGAGAUCCGGAUUAAGGAGCUGGAGCUGCUCACCAUCACUGGGGACGGCUUCGACUCCCAGCGCUAUAAAUUCCUGAAGGCCCUAAAAGAUGAAAAGUUACAAGGACUGAAGACCAGGCAACUUGGAAAGAAGCUGGCCUCUCUCUCCUGA